Messenger RNA from Drosophila montana, 2463 nucleotides. Its product is annotated as mucin-2-like. Gene Ontology annotation, cellular component: extracellular region. The transcript has 3 exons. Bases 1 to 2463 code for a protein of 820 amino acids. The record is from RefSeq and is a predicted model, not a curated record. Gene Ontology annotation, molecular function: chitin binding. Lineage: Eukaryota; Metazoa; Arthropoda; Insecta; Diptera; Drosophilidae.
AUGAGAGCACAUUACGUCCUGCUGGCCUCCUUGUCCCUGCUGAUAGUCGCCACCGGAGCGGCCAAUAUCAGAUCGACGACUGGAAACGACCUUUACCGUCGCGUUGUCUGCAGCAAUAAGCCGAAUGGCUUCCGUGCUCUGCAGCCCGGCAGCUGCUCGGUGUACUACGAGUGCGUUGGUGGUGUCGCCGUGCAGAAAGCCUGUGCCCGUUUCUUUGAUUCAAAGAGCCAGCAGUGUGUCAGCUACAAUACGGGCUGCACCGAGGUGAAGCAGUUGUCGGACACGAAAGCUAUUGGCGGCAGUGCGGUGACAGCAGCAGCACCUUGCGACACCACCACACCACCAUGUGAAGAAACAACAACCACAAGUUGUACGUCACCAACUACCACGACGUGCACCACCACCACAGAUGCAACAACCACUUGCACGACACCAACGACAACCACAAGCACCACAACUAGUACUAAAACAACAACACCAACAACCACUACUACAAAAACAACAACUACUACAACAACCACUUGCACCACACCAACAACAACCACUACAACAUCAACCACCACAACAACUACCACUACUACAACAUCAACCACCACAACAACCACCACUACUACAACAACAACCACUACAACAACAACCACCACAACUACUACAACAACCACUUGCACCACACCAACAACAACCACUACAACAACAACUACCACUACUACGACAACCACCACUACAACAACAACAACCACUACAACAACAACAACAACCACUACUACAAAAACAACUACUACUACAACAACCACUUGCACCACACCAACAACAACCACAAGCACCACAACUACUACUAAAACAACCACAACAUCAAGCACUACUACAAAAACAACUACUACUACAACAACCACUUGCACUACACCAACAACAACCACAAGCAUCACAACUACUACUAAAACAACUACAACUACAACAACCACAACUACAAAGACAACUACUACUACAACAACCACUUGCACCACACCAACAACAACCACAAGCACCACAACUACUACUAAAACAACUACAACUACAACAACCACAACAACAAGCACUACUACAAAAACAACUACAACUACAACAACCACUUGCACGACACCAACAACAACCACAAGCACCACAACUACUACUAAAACAACAACACCAACAACCACAACAACAACUACCACUACUACGACAACCACCACUACAACAACAACAACCACAACUACAAAAACAACUACUACUACAACAACCACUUGCACCACACCAACAACAACCACAAGCACCACAACUACUACUAAAACAACUACAACUACAACAACCACAACAACAAGCACUACUACAAAAACAACUACUACUACAACAACCACUUGCACCACACCAACAACAACCACAAGCACCACAACUACUACUAAAACAACUACAACUACAACAACCACAACAUCAAGCACUACUACAAAAACAACUACAACUACAACAACCACUUGCACUACACCAACAACAACCACAAGCACCACACCAACAACAACCACCACUACUAAAACAACAACCCAUACUUCUACACCAACAACAACCACUUGCACCACACCGGAAACAACAACAUGCACAUCCGCUCCAACAACCCCCUGCACAACCCCUAAAACCACAACUUGCACAACAGUGACAACAACCGCUUGUGCAAACUUUGCCAAUGUCCACGCCCCCGCUGCCACAGCCACGCCCACGGUUAACGGCAGUCGCAAGCGCGCCUUUAGCAAUCCGCACAUCCCCUCCGCCCCGCUGCUCGGCCCCGACGGCCGCCGCCUCCAGCCGCAUCUCUACUACUACGACGAGUCCCGUUCCGGUCGCAGCUCCUUCUGCGUCGACGAAUCCCUCUGGCCCGUGGCCGGCCAAAUCGCAGCCAGCGACGGCGAUCUAUAUACGACGCCCGCCGCCACCGCCGGCGAUCCAGAGGAUCCGGAGGAGGCCAGCGAUCAGUUCUCGCCGACGCUCUAUGGCCGACUCGCGCCCAGCCGGGCCAUACCCAUACCCAGCCACAGCAGCAGCAGCGCCGGCAACAGUCCACAGCAUCAGCAUCCGCUCCACCAUCAGCAUCCGCUGCACCAGCUCCAUCAGCUCCACCAUCAGCAUCCGCUGCACCAGCUCCACCAUCAGCAGCGCUCCCUGAGCAGCGGCUCGGCUGCGCCAGCUGCGGCAGCGGCAGCGGCGGCGGCGGCAGCAGCAGCUGCUGCCGUUGGCUACAUGGCGUUCAGUGCCAGCCCCACGGGAUUCGUGCACGCCUACUCGCCCUUCUAUGGCAGCUCGCCGGAUGCCCUCGGCUCGUACAGCUAUGAUCCGGCAUUUGGGCCUGGAAUUCAUCGGUUGCAGGUGCCGCGCGAGGCGGCCGCAAGACGUCCACGCUCGCCGCUGGAUGGCGCCACGGUGAUGGCUGUCAACAGGUCGGUGCUGGUUAUUAAAUGA